GGACUACAAGAAUGGUGGGGCUUUUGAUCACGAAGAAUAUGACUUUGAUGUGGGCGAUUGGUGCUGGGUCCACAAAGGCCUCAAGAUCAAGGUAUGGGCAGAUGCUCUUGAUCUCACCCAAGCUGGGGGAGAUGGUGAUGUGGAAUGUUACUUUCACUAUACAACACAGCUCGGGUUCCAUAACAUCACACACGCGAGCAAAGCCGCUGUGGAAGUGUUCGCCUCUCUCGUCACAAGUGGUGAAAAGGCCAAUGCGUGGUGGGGGAAAGGCAAGGCGGGCUUUGUGCCAGUGAGCUGAAUUCUGAUUUGGUGGGCUAAACGUCUCAUGUCAAUCUUAGGGCCAGAGCCAGAUUGGAGGGUGAGUUCAUUUUGGUAGCGCUUUCCAAGGUCGUGCAGGUUUUUUGUAAGGGACUGUUUUGGCCCUGGAACAACCCGGCGACUCUUGCUGCAGGUUUAUGUGAGUUAGUUCCAGCAACCAUUGCCAUUCCAGAUAUUCGAGCGAACGCUUGGCAGGCGUAUACAGCGUACGGAAGGCACCUGAUGAAUGGCCAAGCGUGGAGACGCUGCUGGACAACAACUACCGCAAUAUGCUCAAGCGAGAUAUCGAUCUGAAAGGUCGUGAGGCGGCAAUCCAGGACUACCAAUCGAGGGUGGAAUUUUGCAUUCCAAUCCUUGUCAAUGCAUCCAUAGCCUACGAUGUCUCGGAACGGCCGACACCGGAAAUGGUGGAGCAGGGGAAGCCUGCUGGUGUGAACCUUGCUGGAAAGCUCCUGAAUGAAGCCGGAAAGCCACCGCGUGAAUGUAUCGUUGUGCGAGCACAAGCAGAAAGCGAUAUUGGAAAUGCCAGAGCAGUGCUGGUGGAGACGCUUCGCUGCCGUGCUGAAGCCGCAGUCACCAGACGUGGCCCUACAGAUGGAUAUACCCUCCAGGCAUUGAGCCGGCUGGCGUCGGUGCUCGAAGACCGCGGCGACCUGGCAGAGGCCGAGGCGCUGUGUCGCCGCGUCUUGGAGGGCGACGAGGCGCAGUGGGGUGCAGAGCACCAACAGACCCUGACGGCGCUGAGCAAUCUCGCGAGCGUCCUGAAGCAGCAGGGCAAGUAUGAGGAGGCUGAAGCACUUUAUCGCAAAGCGCUGGAAGGAAGAGAGGCUCGACUUGGUGCCCGGCACCUCGACACCCUCCUGUCUCUCAGUAAUCUGGCCAGUUUGCUGUGGAGGCAGGGCAAGUUCGAGGAGGCUGAGGCCCUAAACCGAAAGGCACUGGAAGGAAAGGAGGCUCAACUUGGAGAUAGGCACCCCGACACGCUGAGCUCACUCAACAAUCUGGCCGCUUUGCUGUUUGGCCAGGGUAAGCUUGAGGAGGCGGAGCCCCUCUUCCGCAGACAAUUGGAAGGAAUCGAAGCUCAGCUUGGAGCUAGUCAUCCCAACACCCUUACCUUCGCCAACAACUUGGGGGUUCUCCUGCUGGAUCGGAGGAAGCUCGACGAGUCAGAGGUGUUCUUGCACAGAGCCGUGGAAGGGCGAGAAGCCCAGCUGGGCAGCCAUCAUCCCGAAACGCUCCGCUCCGUCUACCACUUGGCCCGUCUCAGUGCGGCUCAAGGGCGCUUGGAGGAAGCCCAGUCGCACUUCCGCCGGGCGAUGGAAGGGCAAGUGGCCCAGUUGGGAGUUAGACAUCAGGAGACAUUGGACUCGAUCUCUGGUCUGGCAAAGCUCUUGGAGGCAAAAGGCUCGAUGGAGGAGGCACACGAGCUCUACCAACGGCAGCUGGACGCCUUGGAGGAAUUGCACGGCUCAGACCAUCCCAAGACACGCGCGUGCCGUGAACACCUGGAACACCUUCAGCGUGGAGACAAGCGUCAAGAAGAUCCACCAGCUGAGGCCAUGAUGCCACCGGAUUCCGCUGAUCAGUGAGGCGAACAUCGAUGCAUCGACCGAAUCCUGUCUCACUUGGAUCCACAUGAGAUUGUCAUGAGAGCCACUCAGUCUGGAGCUCGAGUG
Messenger RNA from Durusdinium trenchii, 1994 nucleotides. The record is from the annotation of a GenBank genome assembly. Lineage: Eukaryota; Dinophyceae; Suessiales; Symbiodiniaceae.